This is a messenger RNA of Sinocyclocheilus grahami, 1456 nucleotides long. RefSeq names its product LIM homeobox transcription factor 1-alpha-like. The coding region runs from base 226 to 1074 and encodes 282 amino acids. Gene Ontology annotation, cellular component: nucleus. The transcript has 6 exons. The record is from RefSeq and is a predicted model, not a curated record. Gene Ontology annotation, biological process: regulation of transcription by RNA polymerase II; neuron differentiation. NCBI's taxonomy places the organism in Eukaryota, Metazoa, Chordata, Actinopteri, Cypriniformes, Cyprinidae. Gene Ontology annotation, molecular function: RNA polymerase II transcription regulatory region sequence-specific DNA binding; DNA-binding transcription factor activity, RNA polymerase II-specific.
AUCGGUUGACAGCACUAGUUAAAUGAUCAAUUUUUACUUAGCUGCUUGUGUGACAUCUAGUCUGUUGUCAAAUAUUGCCACCCAGUGUUACAGACAAAACAUUGCAUAAAGUGAACAUUCAGAAACAUAUCAAUAACAUGUGCCCAUGUGUUUGUGUAUGUGUGCAGGUUGUUUGUGCGGAAGUGCAGUGCCUGUCUUCAGGCGAUCAGCCGCUCGGAGCUCAUCAUGCGUGUGCUGGGACAGGUGUACCACCUGGGCUGCUUCAGCUGCUGCGAGUGUGAGCGCCGGCUGCAGAGAGGUGAUGAGUUUGUGCUAAAGGAGGGACAGCUGCUCUGCCGGGGAGACUAUGAGAAGGAGAGAGAGAUGCUGGCUGCCAUCAGUCCGGCCCCUACCGAGUCAGUGAAGAGUGAGGAUGAGGAUGGUGGUGGUGUCUCUGUUGGGGGGAAGGCUGGGGAUGAUGGGAAGGAGCACAAAAGAUCCAAGAGACCACGAACCAUCCUGACCACACAACAGCGGCGCGCCUUCAAGGCUUCCUUCGAGGUGUCUUCCAAACCCUGCCGAAAGGUCAGAGAAACUCUGGCAGCUGAGACUGGACUGACGGUGAGAGUCGUGCAGGUGUGGUUCCAAAAUCAGAGAGCAAAGAUGAAGAAGAUCGCUCGCAGACAACAGCAGCAGCAGCAACAGCAAGAACAGGAGCAGAUGGGCGGGACCAGGAGGGGCCCGAGCAGAGGGGGCCGCCAGAGUAACGAUGACAGUGAGGAUGGCUCCAGCAGUCACGGACUGGACGCGCUGCUCUCAUAUUCCUCUCUGCCACGCCAGCAACUGCUGGCUUUGGAUCCCAACAUAUACAGUAGCGAGCAGUUCCGACACGGGCUCACGCCACCGCAGCUAGGCCCCGAGCAGAUGCACUCCUACGACUCCGAGACAGUUUUCCAUGACUUGGACAGCGAUGGAAGCCUCAGUCAUCUCGGGGACUGUCUCUUGUCGACUGCCGACGUUGGAGUUCUGUCAGGACGGAUAGGAAAUCCCAUUGAUCGCCUCUACUCGAUGCAAAACUCCUACUUUACUUCAUGACCCUGGUUCCACCUACCUAAAGCGCUCCUCCACCACUGCAGGGGGCAACAAGUAGAUUGAGUCUCACUGGAGGCGUCUUUCAUAGUUAAAACUAAUUGAAUCCCUCAAUCGUAUCUUAGUCGUGCCAAUAAAACUCUAACCAACCAAACCAAAACAGAGUCACACCCUAAAAAUUUUAUUUGACAUGGACAGAAUGGGAACUCACUGGAAAAACAUGUUUUAAAUCAUACAUAUGCACUAAAAACUAAACGUUUUUUUGCGACGGUCAUAGGAACAUAACAGACAUCAAUGGGCAAAUGUUCAUGUAAGUGUUACCUCACCUCAUUCACUACAGAGCACUGCAGUGACAUAUUGUUGCAAGCUAAAACCCAGAAACAAAUGA